GGCAUUUUGCUCGCCAAUCUAAUGCUUGCAUUAUUUGCAUUGGUGGCAAUUGAGAGCGGGAGCCAGCAGCUUGGGAGGGCUUAUGUGGGUUUCCUAUCCUGUAUGCUGGUCCUUGAUGUGGUCUGGUUGAUGGCCUUCUCCUCAGAGAUCAGGAAUGUGGAGCAGAUCGAAGACAUCAAGCUUGGGAAGCGGACGUUGUGGUCGAUAGAAUUGGGAUGGUGGUUAGAGCUGCUGGGGUUUCUAGUGCGGUGCGUCUCGGCAGUUCUCUGGUGGAAGAUGUGGAUGAUCGGCUCGCAGAAUGAGGAAGCGUCAUACAGCCCUGUCGGCUUUGAUCAACGGCGGACGACGUCACCAGAGGACAGCCCACGAAACAGUGGUGAAGUUCUCGGAGGGUCGAUCUAUAACCCGACUCUGUACGCAUCGGUUUUCCAUCACAACUACCAGCCAUAUUACCACCCUCCUGUGAGCAUUUUACGCGAAAACCAAGUUGAAAAGGACGAUGUCAUAGAGGGCAAACAAAGGGCAUCAGAUAGAGAGGAAGAUGAUCUAGGAAAUGCUGCUUGAGUCCUGGUAAUCUAGGUAUCUUCCUUUCCCCUUCUGCCUUAGAGAUGGUUAAUGGAGGGCCAAAAAUUUGCCGUUUUUGCCGCGUCACCGCAAGCAACGUAUUGAAAUUUGAAAAACAUUUGGACACAAGAAAGUAUGGGCUCAUACUGCAAACACCAAAAAAAUUGCCGAAAAUCACGCACGCUGUUAAUCACGUGUGCUCUUCCCCAGACCUAUAUUGGGUGCAGGGGAAACCGUAUGCCUUUGAGCUCUAAGGCUUAAUCAAAGCAGACACAGAAG
This is a messenger RNA of Chara braunii, 843 nucleotides long. The record is from the annotation of a GenBank genome assembly. Lineage: Eukaryota; Viridiplantae; Streptophyta; Charophyceae; Charales; Characeae.